Uranotaenia lowii is the source of this 3683-nucleotide messenger RNA. RefSeq lists its product as uncharacterized. The record is from RefSeq and is a predicted model, not a curated record. The coding region runs from base 840 to 1538 and encodes 232 amino acids. NCBI's taxonomy places the organism in Eukaryota, Metazoa, Arthropoda, Insecta, Diptera, Culicidae. The transcript is spliced from 4 exons.
UUUUCCCACUGAACCAACACCAGUUGAAAACGGGAAUUCAGAGCUGACGGGACGCAUCCAGCAUUAGCACCGUGAAUUUUGGGGUUCUCUUGAACUUUUAAACGUGAAAUUUAACAUAAAUAGUUGAUUUAAAGUCAGUUGAAAGUUCCCUAGGGGUGAUUUCUAGGACCAGACUUGUUUCGCUAGAUGCCGGGCUAACGCAUCAAAGUAAGCGCUGGGCUUCGGUUUUGAUUCAAAAUUCCAGCUGGAAUCUGGAUGUUUCUUUCUUCGGGCUACUGUGAUUAGUGGAAGAAGAGCAGCUCAGCAGAAGCCUACCUUACCAGUUACGACGAAUCGAAACAGGAUUUUUUCGGUCAACGUGGGCAGAAACAGAAGGGUGUGAUAGAACAACGAAAAAAGUCGGAUUGAAACCAACAAUUAAGUGUCGUAAUUUGCCAUAUUAUCAUUGUUGACGGGUGGUGGAAAACAAGUAAAAAGAAAAACAGAAAGAGACCGAAACCGGUCAUAAUUGCAGUCUGUGGGAAAGAGACGGACAUUGAAAAUCGUCAACCUGGGGCAACCAGCACGACCAGAAGGUUGCACUUUCUUCCACCUGCGUUGACGUUUUCGAUCGCAUGAAUCAUAAAUAACGAGCUGCCGAGCAUUCGAGGUACACACGCAAAGCUAGUUGCAAUCCACUUUUAGAACUCGCUGAUUUGCAUUUCGACCAAUAGCAGAAGCAUUAUCAAGAUUUGUUUUUGCCGUUUUCAGCGCCUACUUGACACCCAACACAUCUCCCCCGAGUUUUUUCCCCGAAAUCUGGGAAUAACAAACAGUAACCAAAAAAAUUCCAUUCCGUCAUGCCCGGAAGUGGUCCGGUCUAUCAACCGACGACGGUUUCCUAUGAAACGCGGCCGGGAACCGGCGGAGGCGGAAGCAAUGGAAGUGGAUCCGGUGGGGCCGGCGGAGGAUUGUUGGCCCAAACGACGGCUGCCGCCUCGUCGAUGAAGAUGCUCCGGAAACCGGCCGCCCAGUGGUCCGUGCUGGUUCUGGGAUUGAUAUCGCUGGCCGCAGGCAUAACCAUGAUCGCCAGCGGUUCAGCCGACUACUCGGACACCGAGAAACACCCGGAAGCGCACCCGGACGGUGAAGAAUUCCCCCAGGAAGAAAUCGACAUCGGGCUGAUCGUGGCCGGCGUCUUUGUCACCAUCCUCGGGUUCACCUUGCUCGGUCUCUACAUCAAGGUGGCCGACUGGCGCCGGCACUGCGUCUGCCCCUGUGCCCUGUCCAAGAAGAAGAGCCUGGCCCGGCAGCUGCAGGGUAGCAGCGGCGGCCAAAUUCUGGCCCUGAAUCCCAGCACCGAUCCGCUGGUUUCGCACACCCAGUACGCUCCGGUUUCCGAGGUUCCGCAGCGGCAAGAGGACGAAGAACGCCGGAACCUGAUGCCGGACAGCAAGGAUUCCUGUCUGAGCAGUGCCGAAGAGUCGGACCGGAUGUUGGAUCCCGACCCGAGAAUCGUGCUGCGACCGAUUGGAUCCGCUGGGCAUGAGGAUGCCUAGGACGAGGAUGAUGAUGACGAGGACGAUGACGUGUGGUAAGAGCUGGUUUCGAAUGGAUUUGGGAAGGGAAAUGUUCUUGUUUUCGUUAUUUUCCACUGAAGGUGGAAUUCAGAGAAAGAGAGAGCUUUAGAAGCUGUUUUAAAAGAAACCGGAAACCGGAACUGAUGAUUGAGUAGGAUGGUGCGAAACAUCAAUGAUUAGUUUCUAGUACCAAUUUUGAUUUGGUUUUACUACGAGCUAAAAACAUCACAAAGAUUUGAAGAGAUUAUUUUACCGUUGGAAACUAAUUCGACUAACUGCAAGUUGUAUAAAAAUUACAGGAAUCGUUCCUCAAUUUGGGAUAACUUGAAGAUCUGUAAAACAUUAAAUUUAGUAAUACUUUUAACCUUUGAAAAGUGAUUGAAGAAUCAGAAUUUUGCUUUGCGAAGCUUAUUAAAUUUUAUUCCAUUACUAAGCUUCAAAAAAAUCGUAUACAAAAACAACACGUACUUUUAAAAUGUUUCAUCUUUCAUCAUAUCAUUUUGAAAACUAAAACCAACAAAGUUCAUCUUCAACAUUUUCUAAUAUCCUAGACUAUUUUUAAACAGAACAAAAAAAAACAGUAACUUUUGAUUUUACAUCUCUUUUAUAAGAAAGCGAUAAGUAAGAUUGUUUUAAAUCCAUCCGUCCAACUGAAGUAAAGAAAGGUUUAUCAUUUUAUAAGAUUUUUUUCUCAUUAGUUAACACUAUUUGUCGACGCUUUUUGUCAACAGACCAUAGAUAUUUUUGAACAUCACUUGAAAUAUAAUUUUGGUUUUACAAAACGAAACUUAUAUCUUCAAUUGAUUAAAAUUAACAAGUUUAAUUUAUCUAUAACUAUAGAUCCUCAUUUCCUUAUUUAAAAAAAAACUUUUUUUUAUAGAUGUUUUAAUAUGUACUGAUAUUCCAAAUUUGUUUUUCUCUAUCGAAAUUAUUUAGUUUUUAAAUCUCAAUUUCUCUAUCCUUUGAAAUCCAAUAAUAUAGUUCAAUUUUCUAGAAGUUUUUUCUUAGCAUUUAGUAGGUUUACACCUAGUUUAGUAGUUUUAGUUUCAAAUUGAGUCAAGAAGUCUACACAGAAAAUUUUGACCUACCUUUUCUUGAUUUGGCACCUUAAGUUUGAAACUUCAAAAUUAAAUUCGAAACUCUAAUUUCUAGUGGAUUUUGAUCUACGUACUUAUAAACUACAAAUAAAAAGAUACAGUCCAGUAUUCUUUGAAGCGUACUUAAUUUUUUCCUUUUGGAUAUUUUUUUUUCAAAGUCUCAUAAGCUUGAAUUACAAAAUCUGUUAAAAAAACUAUUGUACUUAUCUUUGUAAGGACAGAUUAAGUUAUCUUACAAAAACACAAGAGUUCAAAGCGUGCAAUUAUUAAUAUCAGAUUCCGUUCCACUUUUUAUAUGAAGCUUUUAUGAUACAGAUUUUACUAUAAAUUACUUUAAAUCAAUAACUAACUAGUAAGAGAGACUUAAGUUUUCACGUCCGAUUUGCUAUACUUUUUAGAUUUUACACAUCACAGAUUUUUAUUUUAUUCUUUUUUUGUCUUAUCACUGAUAACAAAUGUGCAACACUAAAACUGUGACAGAUGGAAAUGAAUGGUUUUAUCUCGCUAAAUUUUAAGCAACACAAACUAUAACGCCUUUUUUUCGCUUACAGAAAAUUUUAGAAAUCUCACUACUUAGCGGUGUUAAAAUUCCCCUGUUUUAAUGAGCGAGAGAAAAAUAAAGUGACCAUAUUUGUGCAAAUGUUUCUGAUUAGUGAUGAAGGCUAGUUGUCUGUCUCACUUGUCAGAAACCUUUGUUUCCAAAUAUGACCAAGAGAAAAGCUAAAGUUUUUUCAGAAAAUAACAGGCAGCUGGUUAAAGUUUGAAAAUUUCGAAAAAGGAAAAAUCCCAUAAAACGAAAAAAUUGUAUAAGAAAAGUAUUCGAUAAACUGCUUAGAUAAAAAAUAGAAACAAAAAAAAAGUGUGAAACCCGGGAAUUCUAAACUGAAAAAAAUACACGGUAACAGUUUUUGGGAGGUACCGCCGAUUUAAAAAAAAAAACGAAGAAAAAAAUCAAGUGAAAUAGGGAGUCCGAUUGUUAAUUUAAAAAAAAAAUGAGAAGAACCUGAAAUAAUUCUAAUGUAAAUCG